UGGCUUACCCCUCACAGGCUGCAGUGGUGGGAGAGCGUUUUUCCUCGGCUGAUACGUUCUAUUGGCUGAAGCCAUCGCCUGUUUUAUUGGUUGAAGAGCUUCAGCGAUUGGGGCCCCGGACUGACAUACCUGUCUGCUAUUGGCUACCCGUGAAUAUGAGCUUGUACCGUGCGAGUCUCUCGGCUGAGCAGACAGAGCGCGGGCUCCUUGCAGGCUGCCUGGGGGCUAACGAGACAGGGGAGGCUGGUGAGUGCCGGGGGCGAGUAGUACAUCGCGACUCACCUGCUCAGUGUCCCUCCUGCUGCUACUUGUGUGUGUCUGACAGGAUGCGGGACACUGAGGCGAAUCCCUCGCAUUGACACUCACCUGCUGCAGGGAGACUCAAAUCAACUUUAUCGCACUUCUUAUCCUGAGCGCUACAUUUUCCGCAGGGUGGAAGUCGCGCGCUACUUUCUGCGCUUGGAAUAUUCGCACAUUUUUUCAAUGACUUUCUGGUCGUGGAAUAGAAAUGAUUAUGAACAGUUCCGACCCAUAAUCAGUAUAACGUUUCCGUGGUGCCCAUCCCUGAUGUGCAGACUGUAUGUCAGAAUGUGCGAUCCUGUAGCCACAACUGACUGAUUGCUGCACCAUCAGCACUCGGUAACCUUGAGACAGUAGCGUGUGUGUGCGGUACCGGUCCGGCUCUCUGCCCCACGUGAUAACCUUGAGACUGAGCAUAGCGCUUGCACUGCUGUCAUGCAACCGACGAGCAGGAUAACGCGCAAAACCAAGGGCUGGAAGCGAUUUUGUAAUUGUCCAUGAACUGCAAGCCAGGGGGAUGGAGGGAGCGAUUAAACAGUUGCAAUUGUUCCCAUGAAUAAUCGUGCAUCAAUAAAGAAGCCCGGGAUCAUGGAUGACCGAGCCAACAAGUUGAUUCUGGCCCCACUUUUAGCCGUGCUCUUUGUGAUGAUUGUGUACCAGUACAUAUGCCCCAGUGGCACCAACUCGUGCCAGUUCCGAGCUGGUGAUCAUCCCAGGACAGGGGCGCAGACCCCUCAGCUCCCACCCUGGCCAGAAGCUCAGUGGCAGGGGGAGGAGGAGGAAGGUGAGGAGGAAGCAGAGGAUUGCAUACCUCCGAAAUUUCAACCCACCUAUAACUUCAUGGCCAAAGACCUCGCCAGAUUUGUGGAUUUCAACAUCAAGGAGGAUGAUGUGAUCGUGUUCCUGCACAUACAGAAGACAGGAGGCACCACAUUCGGUAGACACCUGGUUAGGAAUAUCCACCUGGAGCAGCCGUGUGACUGCAAGCCGGGCCAGAAGAAGUGCACCUGCCAUCGGCCUGGCAAGAAGGAAACUUGGCUCUUCUCCCGCUUUUCCACGGGUUGGAGCUGUGGGCUGCAUGCUGACUGGACCGAACUCACCAACUGUGUCCCCGCGAUCAUGGAGAAGAAGGACAGCCAGAGAAACCACAGGAACUUUUAUUACAUCACAAUGCUGAGAGACCCUGUAUCACGCUACCUAAGUGAAUGGAAGCAUGUCCAGAGGGGAGCGACAUGGAAAGCCUCACUUCACGUAUGCGAUGGGAGAAGCCCAACUCCUGAUGAACUGCCUACAUGCUAUCUUGGAGAUGACUGGUCUGGGGUCACACUGCAGGAGUUUAUGGACUGCAACUAUAAUCUUGCCAACAACCGCCAGGUCCGGAUGCUUGCGGACCUCAGUCUUGUGGGAUGUUACAACUUGACAUUUAUGAAUGAAAGUGAAAGAAAUCACAUUCUUCUUCAGAGUGCAAAGAACAAUCUUAAAAAUAUGGCAUUUUAUGGCUUGACUGAGUUUCAAAGGAAAACACAAUUUCUGUUUGAAAGAACAUUCAAUCUGAAGUUUAUUUCACCUUUCACUCAGUUUAAUAGUACAAGGGCCUCAAAUGUGGAUAUAGACGAAAAGUCUCGUGAGCGCAUAAAAGAGUUGAACUACUUAGAUGUGCAGUUGUAUGAAUAUGCGAAAGACCUUUUUUUACAACGCUUUCAGUACACCAGGCAACAAGAGCACCAGAGGAAGAGAGAGAAGAGGAAGGAAGAGAGGCGACUUUUAAGGGAGCAUAAAGCUCUGGAGUGGCACAAGGAAGAAAAAAAAUCCGAUGCAGCUACUACUGAAGACUAUAAUAGUCAGGUGGCACGAUGGUGACAGUACUGAAAAUGUCUUCAGAAAUCAUUUGGGGGACACGAACAUGAAUUUGCAAUUU
This is a messenger RNA of Xenopus laevis (African clawed frog), 2218 nucleotides long. It is a transcript of the gene hs6st3.S, whose product is annotated as heparan-sulfate 6-O-sulfotransferase 3. Gene Ontology annotation, cellular component: membrane. Gene Ontology annotation, molecular function: sulfotransferase activity; heparan sulfate 6-sulfotransferase activity. The record is from RefSeq and is a predicted model, not a curated record. Lineage: Eukaryota; Metazoa; Chordata; Amphibia; Anura; Pipidae. The transcript is spliced from 2 exons. Bases 853 to 2160 code for a protein of 435 amino acids.